Leptosia nina is the source of this 264-nucleotide messenger RNA. The record is from the annotation of a GenBank genome assembly. NCBI's taxonomy places the organism in Eukaryota, Metazoa, Arthropoda, Insecta, Lepidoptera, Pieridae.
AUGACUAGGCAAAAGUUGGAGAUCGCCUUCUACGUCCGGCCAUUAUCCGUCUCAUUUGCGGCGCGAUACAAACGGCGUAUUGGAGGCACAAAUUUCGCCGAUAUAAUCGCCCCGGUAAGACAAUGGUUAUCGGGCGAUACCGACCGAGAUAGCGCCGGAUGUCUGAUGGAUGCGGCACGCUCGGGCGAUACCAUCGCCGUCGUGACGGGGUUGCAUCCACGCCGUGCACCAAUUAUUGUUGGAUGCAAAAUAUAUCUAUACUAA